Molecule: messenger RNA, 1979 nt
Organism: Ctenopharyngodon idella (grass carp)
Lineage: Eukaryota; Metazoa; Chordata; Actinopteri; Cypriniformes; Xenocyprididae
Gene: cndp1
Product: carnosine dipeptidase 1
Exons: 12
Coding region: 321-1796 (491 amino acids)
Biological process (GO): proteolysis
Cellular component (GO): cytosol
Molecular function (GO): metallodipeptidase activity
Source: RefSeq, a predicted model, not a curated record
AUCUAGUGAAGUACUGAUGUUUGUCCUUUCAACAUAGUCACUGGUCUAUAAGUCUUUGAGCUUUGGAAUGUAGUUGAUCUGCUUCCAUACUGAACUCAGCAUGAGGGAUUUACUCAGCCUUGCUUUAGGGAUUGUGUUUGCCAGCAAAAAAAAAAAAAAAAAUUGGCAGUUAUAAGCUGUUUUUUUUCCAUGCAGGGAGACUUCAGUGACCUUAUCUCUACAGGAGGUUCCCUGUGAUGAAAACUAUUUAACACCGCCUCAUCUGGAGAAAACACUGGAACUGCGCUGAGCUGUUUGGACCUCCAAAUCGUCUUGAGACAAUGAACAGCAUUAGUUUAUUCUGUCUCCUUCUGUGGACAGGAGUGUCUUCCUUUAAAUUUGAGGAGUUGGUGCAAUAUGUCAAUACCCAUGAAGAGGAAUUUAUCAAGACACUGAGAACAUGGAUUGCUGUGGAGAGUGACUCCAGUGAUGUUACAAAGCGAUCCGACUUAGACAGAAUGAUGGACAUGACUGCAGAGAAACUCCGCCUCAUUGGAGGAAGCGUGGAAAUGAUCGACGUUGGAACACAGGCGUUGCCCAAUGGAAGCACAAUUGCCUUGCCAAAAGUGGUCACAGCUAAGUUUGGUAGUGAUCCCAGUAAACGCACCGUUUGCGUAUACGGUCACGUGGACGUCCAGCCAGCCAAGAAAGAAGACGGAUGGGCAACAGACCCUUAUGAGCUGACUGAAAUCAAUGGAAAUCUAUAUGGAAGAGGAGCAUCUGAUAACAAAGGACCAGUGUUGGCCUGGAUCCACACGGUGGAGGUCUACAAAGCCCUUAACAUUGAGCUGCCGGUGAAUGUUAAAUUCAUCAUUGAGGGAAUGGAAGAGACUGGUUCUAACGGCUUAGAUGACAUGAUUGUGGCCCAGAAAGACACAUUCUUCUCAGAUGUUGAUUAUAUCAUCAUCUCUGACUGUGUUUGGCUCAGCAAACGUCCCGCUAUGACUUACGGAACCAGAGGCAACUGCUACUUCUUUGCCGAGGUGGAGGGACCCAAGAAGGAUUUGCACUCUGGAGUUUAUGGAGGAACAGUAAUAGAACCAAUGACAGACCUGAUCGGCAUCUUAGACAAACUCAUCAGCCCCAGUGGGAAAAUCCUCAUUCCCGGCAUUAGGGAAGCAGUCGCACCUCUUUCUGAUGAGGAAUGGAAGAUGUAUCAAGACAUUGAGUUUGACUUGGAGAGCUACAAGCAGGAGAUCGGCGUGGACGAGCUGAUGUAUUCUAACAAGGUUGACUUACUCACCCAUCGUUGGCGUUACCCGACCGUGUCUAUCCAUGGCAUAGAGGGAGCUUUCUCUUCAUCAGGCUCCAAGACUGUCAUACCGGCCAAAGUUAUAGCUAAGUUCUCUAUUCGCCAGGUACCUAAUAUGGAUCCAGCCAUGGUUGAAAAACAGGUGACAGAGUAUUUACAGUCGGUGUUUGCUAAACGCAAGAGUCCCAAUAAACUCAACGUCACCAUGGUUAUUGGAGCCAAACCUUGGCUGGCUGAUCCCACCCAUCCAUUAUUUGAAGCUGGAAAAGCAGCGGUCAAGAGAGUUUUUGACGUAGAGCCUGACUUAAUCCGUGAGGGAGGCACGAUUCCCGUUGCCAGAACCUUUCAGGAUGUAACAGGCAAGAGCAUCAUUAUGCUUCCCAUCGGAGGCUUUGACGACGGCCUUCAUUCACAGAAUGAGAAGUUAAGCAGAUACAACUACAUCGAGGGAACCAAGCUGUUUAUUGCCUACCUGCAUGAAGUGUCCCAGAUCAAGAAGUACUGAUCAGAUUAUGUGGGAAGAUUGCUUGAUACCACUGUGCUUCAUCUGCUGUUCUCUGUAACAUACAAAUAUUACCAUUAUGUGUUGGUUGAGUCGCAUACUAACAAAUAUAUUCCUUUUAAUUGAUGCAUAUAUAUGCCUGUUGACAAAGAUUUAAAUUAAACAAAUAAAGUGUUCUGCAACGUA